AUGGGCUCUUCUUGUUUUACACAAGCCUUGUGCAACCUUCUAUUAGGUCUUCUCAAAGACAUUCUCCUGGUGGUACUCUCUUGUAUCCCUCUUCUAAAUAGAGCAUUAUUAUCUGAGAAACACACCAAUGGCUCUGUUGCAGAAUCUCGUCCAUCUCCUUUGUUGGUUCCGGUCCCUGUCCACUGCACGACCGAAAUGAUCAAGGAUCGAGUCCCGGUGCUUGACUUUGGUUGUGUCCUUGAAAGGUCUGGAGCGCGUAGAGUUGAUUCACUUUGCGUGGUGUGCUUGAAGCUCAUGAAGGGUGGUGAUGAGGUUAGAGAGCUUUGCAAUUGUUGUCAUGUGUUUCACAGAGAGUGCCUCAAUGCUUGGAUCGAUGAAGGUCAAGUAACUUGCCCUCUGUGUAGAGCUAAACUAUUGCCAAGUCAAGGAAAGGAUGAAGUGAAGAGUGGAGGAGAUCCAUGGAGAAGAGAUAGGAUGAUUUACUUGUUUGGUGAGGAUUAUGUGAUGGGUACCUCUUAA
Messenger RNA from Cornus florida, 519 nucleotides. Its product is annotated as E3 ubiquitin-protein ligase RHA2B-like. Gene Ontology annotation, molecular function: ubiquitin protein ligase activity; zinc ion binding. The record is from RefSeq and is a predicted model, not a curated record. NCBI's taxonomy places the organism in Eukaryota, Viridiplantae, Streptophyta, Magnoliopsida, Cornales, Cornaceae. Bases 1 to 519 code for a protein of 172 amino acids. Gene Ontology annotation, biological process: protein ubiquitination. The transcript has a single exon.